AUGCUCGCGUUGACGCUGCGACACACGGCGCGAACGGCCGCGCGAACGGGAGCGCGACGACCGCACCAGCUCCAGCUCGCGGCGGCUCUGUCGACGCCGUCGGAGCAGAUGGAGGUGAAGCUCAAGGCGGAGCUGGGCGCCGUGGAGGUCGCCGUCGAGGACGUCUCCGGCGGCUGCGGGGCCAUGUACAAGUGCUACAUCGAGUCGCCCCGGUUCGCGGGCCUGAACACGAUCAAGCAGCACAAGCUCGUGCAGGGCGUGCUCAAGGACGAGAUCGCGGACAUGCACGGGUUCCAGCUCAAGACCGCGCUGCCGAAGUAG
This is a messenger RNA of Aureococcus anophagefferens, 321 nucleotides long. RefSeq lists its product as hypothetical. NCBI's taxonomy places the organism in Eukaryota, Pelagophyceae, Pelagomonadales, Pelagomonadaceae. The transcript has 2 exons. The coding region runs from base 1 to 321 and encodes 106 amino acids. The record is from RefSeq and is a predicted model, not a curated record.